Micromonas commoda is the source of this 2059-nucleotide messenger RNA. RefSeq lists its product with no specific name. NCBI's taxonomy places the organism in Eukaryota, Viridiplantae, Chlorophyta, Mamiellophyceae, Mamiellales, Mamiellaceae. Gene Ontology annotation, molecular function: ATP binding; ATP-dependent protein folding chaperone. Gene Ontology annotation, biological process: protein refolding. The transcript is spliced from 4 exons. Bases 1 to 1767 code for a protein of 588 amino acids. The record is from RefSeq and is a predicted model, not a curated record.
AUGCAGGCCUCUCCCCUCGCCGCCCGCACGGCUCUCGCGGGCAAGGCGACCACCGCCCGCGCCUCCCGCGCGGUCCGCGUCCGCGGCGCGACCCUCAAGGUCCGCGCGGACGCCAAGCAGCUCACCUUCGACAUGAAGUCCCGGAUGAAGAUCCAGGAGGGCAUCGACAUCGUCGCCGACGCGGUUGGCGUCACCCUCGGCCCCCGAGGCCGUAACGUCGUGCUCGCCGAGAAGGUCGGCAUGCCCCAGGUCAUCAACGACGGCGUCACCAUCGCGCGCGCCAUCGAGCUCCCCGACCCCGUCCAGAACGCCGGCGCCCAGCUCAUCAAGGAGGUGGCGGGCCGCACCAACGAUUCCGCCGGCGACGGCACCACCACCUCGUCGGUGCUGGCGAGGGAGAUGAUCCGUCUCGGGCUCCAGUCCGUCACCGCGGGCGCGAACCCCAUCUCCAUCAACCGCGGCAUCGACAAGACCCGCAGGUACCUCACCGACAAGCUCGAGGAGAUGGCCAAGCCCAUCAACGGCAGCGCCGACAUCAAGGCGGUUGCGUCCAUCUCCGCGGGGAACAACGACGAGAUUGGCCAGAUGAUUGCCGAGGCGAUCGAGAAGGUUGGCGCCGACGGCGUGCUCUCCAUCGAGAACGGCAGCGGUCUCGAGACGAUCGUCGAGGUCGAGGAGGGCAUGGAGAUUGACCGCGGCUACAUCUCCCCCCAGUUUGUCACCAACCAGGAGAAGCUCACCGUCGAGUUUGACGGCGCGCGCGUCCUCGUGACCGACGAGAAGAUCGAGUCCAUCAAGGAUCUCGUCCCCAUCCUCGAGCAGGUUUCCCAGUCCGGCGGCGAUCCCCUCCUCAUCAUCGCCGAGGACGUCGCCGGCGAGGCGCUCGCCACCCUCGUCGUCAACAAGAUCCGCGGCGUGCUCAACGUCGCCGCCAUCAAGGCGCCGGGUUUCGGCGAGCGCCGCAAGGCUCUCCUCCAGGACAUCGCCAUCGUCACCGGCUCCACCUUCCUCGCGAAGGACCUCGGCAUGGGCGCCGCGUCCGCCACCAUGGAGACCCUCGGCUACGCCCGCAAGGUGACCAUCAGCAACGGCACCACCACCCUCAUCGCCGACUCGGCGUCUCGCGAGGAGAUUGACAUUCGCGUCGCGCAGCUCAAGAAGGAACUCGCCGAGUCGGAUUCCAUCUACGACACCCAGAAGCUCUCCGAGCGCAUCGCGAAGCUCGCCGGCGGCGUCGCGGUCAUCAAGGUUGGCGCCGCCACCGAGACGGAGCUCGAGGACCGCAAGCUGCGCAUCGAGGAUGCCAAGAACGCCACCUUCGCCGCCAUCGAGGAGGGCAUCGUGCCGGGCGGCGGCGCGGCGCUGGUUCACCUCUCCCUCAUGUGCGACGAGUUCAAGGAGACGCUCACCGAUCCCGAGGAGAAGCUCGGCGCGGAGAUUGUCCAAAAGGCUCUCGUCGCGCCCUGCCGCCUGAUCGCCAACAACGCCGGCAUCGAGGGCGACGUCAUCGUCGAGAAGGUUCUGAACAGCGAGUGGGAGAUGGGCUACAACGCCAUGACUGGCGAGUUUGUCGACAUGAUGGAGGCGGGCGUCAUCGACCCCAAGAAGGUGACCAGGUCCGGCCUCAUGAACUCGUGCUCCAUCGCCGGUAUGGUGCUCACCACCCAGGCGGUCAUCACCGACAUCCCCAAGAAGCAGGCCGCGGCGCCCAUGGGUGGAAUGAACCCGGCCAUGGACCCCAACGCCAUGGGCAACUUCUCCCUGUAAACGGUGAACUCUGUCGACUCGGUCAAGUUGAGUUAAAAAGAGGGUGGGUGUGAUGAAAGAAAAGAACGACGCGUCAGAGGAGGCGUCGAAAUGCGCGCGGAGGAGGGUGUGGCGUGAUGAAAAACAUGGGAGAGAGGAGGAAAGCAAAGCAGCGAAGGGGCCGAUAUAUUACCACUGGGCUCACGUACAUAGAGGGCGUCUUCCGAGUGAAGACGCUCGAUUUUUUCAUUAGCUUUUCGAGCUCGCGGGUGAACCCCGCGGCGCUCAUGCAAUGCGAACAUCGUAUAACUUU